AUGGGUUAUAUUUUGACAGGAUAUUCUAGCCGUCAUGAUAAGAGAAAGAAACAUGCACUUCCUUUGCAUCGGUAUGCAUCGUCUUCGAUAAACUUGCAGCACCAUGUGCAUCUCUUAGAGACCCGGGUUUCAUCCAAGAGGCCAAUAUCGGAAGAUCAAAGGACUAUCAGGCUUCCUGCGAAGAAACUUAGGCAUCAUCAAAAGCUAACUUUGCAAGAUUUACCUGUAGAGAUUAUUCAACAUAUUUUCGUUUUCACAAAGGGUGAACCGUCGAUGGUCACCUUGAACAGGUUCUUCUAUAGUUGCUUGAAGCCAUCUUUUUCAUUAUUAUCGAAGAUCAUGUGGGAAAAAUAUCUUUUCGAUCCCCUGGAGUUUGGCGUAAGUAAUAUAAAAGCUUAUUCAAGAAAUAUUGUGAUCCCUACAUUAUUUGAGCAUGAAACUUUUUUUAGACUACUACUAGAUCAUCAUCCUAUCCUGUUGAAAAAUAUUUCUCAUUUUCUUCCCAGAAAGCACUAUCAAGAUAUGCAGAAUGGCGAUUUUGAUACAUCUAAAGAGCUAGACUUGUGUUCAAUGAACACUGAAGAUACAUCGAAAGAAGACUUCCCUAAAAACUUUUACAACAAUAUGCAUAUUUUUUUAACACGUAGGGAAUGUGUGAAGUCUCUAGGUAAUCAUUUUACUUUGAAGAAUCCAUAUGAUGUGAUAUCCCCUUUUAUAGAAUGGUUUUUUCAAGGUAUUGAUAUGCAAGGAACUGACCUAAGCCCUAAGUUUACCUUUGUUUCUCUAUUUGAAUCAAUAGAUUUAAUCCUAUACGUCUCUGGAUCUACAGUGCAAAAACUAGCGUCUAUUGAACCCCUUACGACUGUAAUAUUUUUAUUAUAUUUCACGUAUGCUGAUUCACUAGGGAGUCUGAACUUUGAGUUUUUUUUGCAGAAUAGAUCAAGAUUACAGCUCAUAGAGAAAUUUAUCCUGAAAUAUUAUUACAAUCCAUCAUUGACAGAAAACGAACUUUUAUCUGAUAGCACUAUAUGGGACCUGUUAAGGCGGGUGUCUGAUUUAAAACUCAUAGAUUUGGUCGUUAAAUGCGGCGGAAGGCCUCAAUACGGGGUUAUGUUUGCAUAA
Saccharomyces cerevisiae S288C is the source of this 1122-nucleotide messenger RNA. RefSeq lists its product as uncharacterized. The transcript has a single exon. Lineage: Eukaryota; Fungi; Ascomycota; Saccharomycetes; Saccharomycetales; Saccharomycetaceae. Bases 1 to 1122 code for a protein of 373 amino acids. The record is from RefSeq and is marked reviewed.